UUUGCAGACGAUAUUCACGCUGUGUGUGUGGGAGAAGUGGGGAAAACAAAGAGAAGAGCAAAGCCAGCCAGGAGGGAGCACACGUGCGGUAGAUUUCAAUUGCUUGAGCACAUUCUGUAUUUCAACGCUUUCUGAAAGCUGCGAUCGGAUAAGAUGCCGAGGCACCGCAAGCGGCGAUUCAUCGACCCGAGGAAGUCUGUGACGUUCGAAGUCGUGCCACGGAAUCAGGUGGAUCCAUUGGUCGUAGAUGAGACUGCGCCGAAGAAUGUCCUCGUGGAAAAACGAACGAAAAGGAUCAUAGAUACGGAUUCCCAUGAGCCCAGGAAGCCUGCUGACGAGGAAAAAAGACUCGAAGAGCAGCACAAGUAUGGAAUCUAUUUCGACGACGACUACAACUAUCUCCAACAUUUGCGGGAUGUCCAUGUCCUUGGCACAAUGGAAAAGAUCGUUCGUGUGAAUAAGGACGGGAUCCAGAUGAGAAUCAGCGAAGGCAAGAAAAGCGGAGACGAUGUCGACGAGAAGGAGCAUGUCGAACUUUCGCCGAGGAAGAGUCAAAUCCUUCUACCGUCUUCAGUUUUCGCUUCCCACGUAGAAGAGCGUGUGGGACAUCUGCACAAGGGUCUGACGCAUGCAGGUCCGCAGCCGGAUUGGGAUCCGGAUAUAAUGGCUGCCCUCGACGACGAUGCUGUGGGCUCCGUUGAGGCAGAAGAUGCGCUCGAGGAUGAUUUCGUAGCCUUGGCGUCGGGAGGCGCGAACUUGAUCGAAGAUCUCGGAGCGGGCGAUACCGAGUUGUCAACAAGAAGAUUCUACUUCGUGGAGGGAAAAGGUGAAACCACAUCGCCUGACGAUGAGGACGAGUUCUUCUUGAGCUCCGAUACCGAAAAUUAUGGAGAAGAUGAGUCUUCGAGCGAGACGGCGAACAACGACGACAUGAGAAUCAAUAAGAUUCAUAGGAACUCACUGCUCGCUCGCUCAGCCCUAGAGGAAACUCGAAGCAGAUUCACAAACUAUUCGUUGAGCAGCUCGGUGAUGACUCGAACUGGAGGAUUGAAAUCACUAGAUGAACAAUUCGAGGACAUGUUCGACAAGGAGUACAAUGAGUGCGAUAUUGGAGCUCUCGACGGCGAAGCUAUAGAGGGACGCCUGCCCCUCGGAUCAAGCACCUUGAGCAGACUAGCUGAUCGAUAUCAGAAUGAAGUUCGACUUAAUCGGAAGGAGGUCGAUGAUUCUCUCGGUGGAAUACAAGACGACUUGAGAACCCGAGUGCUCCGUUCGUUGGAUCGGACAGAGACCACCGAAGAACUCCGCUGUCUUGAUAAAGAUCCUGAUCUAGCCGAGCAGAGUUGGGACUGCGAAUCAAUUCUUUCAACUUACAGCAAUAUUCUAAAUCGACCCACAGUGAUAGAACUCGGCAGAAAGACGAGCGCGGUGCAGCUCAGCUCACGCGGUCUCCCUGUUGAGAACGACGGACUCUCGAGGAAGAAUCUAAGACAGCUCGAUGGUGGAUAUCCUCUCAAAUCCGAGGAUUACGCGAAGUCGGUUUGUAGCAGAGCGAGUCUUGUCUCCGCGAAGCGGCCCAAGGAUGAGUCCUCCAUUGAUCGGAAAACGCGGAAGAAUCAAGUUAAAGACUUCCGGCGGGAACGUCGAGCAGAGAAAAAGCAGAGCAAACAAGCCUUCCGAGAAGAGGAGUCUCGGCAGAGAAUCCAAGAGAUGAAUGUUCGGAGCGGUCUCCAAGGUCUCAAACUUUAUUAACCGUUUCGUUUGGGGCCGCCCCAACGCAGUUCGUCAUGUACAUGGAAUACAUUAUCAUCAGUCGUUAUAAACGGUGCGUCUUUCAACGGAA
This is a messenger RNA of Galendromus occidentalis (western predatory mite), 1843 nucleotides long. RefSeq names its product LTV1 ribosome biogenesis factor (gene LTV1). NCBI's taxonomy places the organism in Eukaryota, Metazoa, Arthropoda, Arachnida, Mesostigmata, Phytoseiidae. Gene Ontology annotation, cellular component: nucleus; preribosome, small subunit precursor; cytosol. Bases 154 to 1752 code for a protein of 532 amino acids. The transcript is spliced from 4 exons. The record is from RefSeq and is a predicted model, not a curated record. Gene Ontology annotation, biological process: ribosomal small subunit export from nucleus; ribosomal small subunit biogenesis.